AUGUCGCAAUAUUUGAGUCUAGCUGUAUGUAUGAGACCCAUCUUGUUUACCCACCACACAUGCUAACUUUUUUUUCUUUUUUUUUUUUUGUUUUACAGCAGUUUAGUAAUGUUCAAGAACGCUUCAAUUUGGAGAGACUCAAGACAGAUUUCGCUUCAGUUCAACAAACAAUCAGCAAGUUGAGACCGCCACAGGAGUUCUUUGACUUUCGCCGCAUUUCCAAACCUGCCAAUUUCGGUGAAAUCCAGCAACGAGUCAGCUACAACUUGGGCUAUUUCUCAGCCAACUAUUUGACCAUUGUGGCGGUUUUGAGCAUCUACGCCUUGGCCACGAACUUGCUCUUGUUGUUUGUGCUUGCUUUUGUCAUUUUGGGCGUGUAUGGAAUCAGCAGAUUGGACGGCGAGGACUUGGUGCUUCCCUUUGGAAGAUUGAGCACGUCGCAGUUGUACACGGGUUUAUUGGUUGUUGCUGUUCCCUUGGGGUUUUUAGCUAGUCCCAUUUCGACCUUGAUGUGGUUGAUUGGCCUGAGCAUCGUUGGAGUUGGUGCUCAUGCUACCUUGAUGGAGAAGCCUAUCGAAACUGUGUUUGAGGAAGAAGUAUAA
Messenger RNA from Lodderomyces beijingensis, 602 nucleotides. NCBI's taxonomy places the organism in Eukaryota, Fungi, Ascomycota, Pichiomycetes, Serinales, Debaryomycetaceae. The record is from the annotation of a GenBank genome assembly.